Messenger RNA from Momordica charantia (bitter melon), 375 nucleotides. Lineage: Eukaryota; Viridiplantae; Streptophyta; Magnoliopsida; Cucurbitales; Cucurbitaceae. The record is from RefSeq and is a predicted model, not a curated record.
AUGGAGACUGAGACGAGUGGUUGCAAACCGGUUGAUACACCUAUGGAUGCAAAUUCAAAACUUGGAGUUAAUCUCGAAGAUGAACCAGUUGACCGAGGCAGGUAUCAACGGCUAGUCGGAAAGCUAAUAUAUUUGACUCACACCCGAUCAGACAUUAGCUUUGCUGUCAGCGUGGUAAGUCAAUUUAUUAAUGAGCCUUCUAAGGAACAUAUGAAAGCUGUGAAUAGAAUAUUGAGAUACCUCAAGCACGAUCCUGAAAAGGGUCUUAUGUUCAGAAAGACCACAAACAAAUCUCUAGAAGUCUACACUGGUGUAUAUUGGGUCGAAUCUCCUGUUGAUCGUAAGUCAACAUCAGGAUAUUGUUCCUAUGUCUGA